AUGCCAUCAGCACCCAUAGCAACUCCCCCCGAAGAGGUCAUGAACCCCGCCGAUGAAGAGUUCUACGCUUCUUGGGGUCUCUGUAUUCUCUGUGUUCUCCUCAUCGGCGCUCUCUGCACAUCAUACUAUCUCCAAAUCAAAAGGAUUAGAGCAGUCCACGAGACUGUAGUGUCGAUCUUUGCAGGGAUGGUAGUGGGGUUGAUCAUUCGGCUGAGUCCGGGACACAUGAUCAGAGAGAUGAUGAGUUUCAAGCAUACAUUCUUCUUCAAUGUGCUUCUGCCGCCCAUUAUUCUCAACUCUGGGUACGAGCUCAAGCAGGAAAACUUCUUCCGGAACUUUGCGACCAUUCUCACUUUCGCCUUCCUCGGCACCUUUAUAUCCGCCGUCGGCAUUGGAGUCCUCGUCUACAUCUGGUCGUUCCUCGGGCUGGAGGGUCUCAAGUUCACCCUCCUUGAAUGCCUUAUCUUUGGCUCGACCUUGUCAGCAACAGACCCUGUGACAAUCUUGGCUAUAUUUAAUACGGCCAAGGUAGACCCUAAACUCUACAGUAUUAUCUUUGGUGAGAGUAUCUUGAACGAUGCUGUCAGUAUCGUCAUGUACGAGACCCUCUCCCAAUUCCACGGCGAAGAUAUCUACAUCUCUUCCAUAUUCCACGGUGUUGGCAUCUUCCUCUUCUCCUUCAUCACAUCGAUGGCGCUUGGUGUUGCGUUCGGCCUUGUGUGCUCUUUGGGACUGAAGCAUUCGCAUCUGGCGACAUACCCGCAUAUUGAGAGUUGCAUCGUGACGCUAGUGGCGUAUACCAGUUACUUUUUCAGUAACGGUGUUACCAUGAGCGGAAUCGUGUCCCUCUUGUUCUGCGGAAUAACGCUCAAACAUUAUGCGUACCAUACCAUGUCUCGAAGAACGCAAAAGACGACAAAGUACAUGUUUGGUGUUCUUGCGCAGCUGUCUGAGAAUUUCAUCUUCAUCUACCUCGGUCUGAACUUGUUUACCCAAGACGUGCAAGUAUUCAAGCCAUUGUUCAUUCUCGUCUCUGCUAUCGCUGUGAUGGCUUCACGCUACGCCGCAGUCUUCCCUCUCUCGGAACUCAUCAACUGGGUCUUCCACACCCGCGGUCAACGUGCCGAAGAGCUUCCCCACUCGUACCAAAUGAUGCUCUUCUGGGCCGGUCUGCGUGGUGCCGUCGGUGUCGCCCUCGCCGCAGGUAUCACUGGCGACAACGCGGACGCCCUCCGUACGACGAUCCUGGUGGUUGUCGUGCUGACUGUGAUUGUGUUUGGAGGAACGACCUCGAGGAUGCUGGAAGUGCUGGGGAUCAGAGUAGGGGUGGAAGAUGAAGACGCGAGUUCCGAUGAGGAGGAAGGAUGGAAUGCGUACGGCGGGCAUGGAGGGUUGGCGUUGCUGAAUGGCCCUGGGUCGCGCCAGUAUGCUGGUCAGAACGGUCGCGCAGGGUGGGACAACCCGUCAGAGAUCGACCUUCACUCUCCCGGCGGUUCGCCUUACUCCCAGUCCCUCAAAUUGUCUGGGCAAGGCGCGAGGAGCCGGCAGUCGAGCAGAGGUUAUGGCGUCCGCAGCGGUUUCUCCACAAACAGCGAAGAAUCUGAUGAAGGCGAGGUCCUUCCUGCAGCUGGACCUUCUGGCUAUGCUCAAAACGCUUACGACGCCGAAGCCAACACAACCACUUCCGGCGCUCCUGGCGGGCCAGGUAUGAUUUUCCGCGACGGCCAGUGGUUCACUGCCUUGGAUGAACGAUACCUCUUACCGCUGUUCUCCAACUCGGUGACGGCGAGGCGGCAUCAUGCGAAGAAGGCAGUCAAGCGGGGUACGGCAGCGGCGGCGGCUGGCGCUGCUGGGUCGGUUUCUGGUGGAGGGAGCGGGGCUGGGACGCCCAGAGGGGUCAGUUUUGAGAUGGCAGAUGAGGGUUACGGGGGAGAUAUGGAGAAUGAGAUGGGAAAGAACAAGGCAUUGCCGAGGACUUUCAGGUGA
Molecule: messenger RNA, 1986 nt
Organism: Cryptococcus amylolentus CBS 6039
Lineage: Eukaryota; Fungi; Basidiomycota; Tremellomycetes; Tremellales; Cryptococcaceae
Product: sodium/hydrogen exchanger 3
Exons: 6
Coding region: 1-1986 (661 amino acids)
Biological process (GO): sodium ion transport; vacuolar acidification; proton transmembrane transport
Cellular component (GO): early endosome; fungal-type vacuole membrane; late endosome
Molecular function (GO): sodium:proton antiporter activity
Source: RefSeq, a predicted model, not a curated record